AUGCCGCAUCACACUAAAAGCACAAAGCCCUUACUACAAAGCGCGCAACCAAAGAAAUCACUGGAUUCACCUUCUCGACUAAAUGUACUUCUCACAAAUGGUCGUUUUCCCGUGUCUCUCGACCUUGCCCGGCAGCUCACCCUCGCAGGGUGUCGUGUGUACUGUGUGGACCCUAUGCAGUAUCAUAUAUGUCGGUUCUCCCGGGUGGUGAAAGCCAACAAAGUUGUACCAUCACCGCGCUCCAACCCAAGAGGAUACGUUGAAGCAGUGAGAGAAGCCAUACGGGUAUGGAAAAUACACUUCGUCAUACCAAUACACGAGGAAGAAUUUUGUCUCGCAGAGUCCAUGGAGCCGGAGAUCCUGGACAGGUUAUUUGCUCCUUCUUGGGAGGUUCUCAUGCUCCUACAUAGUAAAUGGGAAUUUUCGAAUAUGAUGCGGCGGUUUGAGCUCGACGUUCCCGCUGCUCAACUUUGCAGGAACAUGGAUGAUAUUCGGAAACUGGACCGAAGUAAGGAAUGGGCGGUUAAGCCUGUCUUUGGACGAGCGAAUACGAACGUCCACCAUCUCAGGCCCGGAGAGCCUAUUCCUACUAUUCAUGUUAGUGAGAAGGACCAAUAUGUCGCCCAGGAGUGGAUCCGUGGAGCUCGAUAUUGCUCAUACAGUGUGUUCUACCAAGGGUUUCUGAGGGCACACGGGGUCUACCCCGUGCUUGAAACGAUCGACGGCAGCUCGUGUGUUUAUUUCCAAGCCUGCAACCACCCCAAAAUCAAAGAAUAUGUGGAGCGGUUAGCAGCGCAGUUGUUCCCAAUUCAUGGACAGAUCAGCCUGGACUUCAUCGAGACCGAGGACAGACUGGUGACGAUCGAUUGCAAUCCACGCGCAUCGAGCGGUAGUCACCUUUGGUCUGGGACUCCAUUUCUGGCAAUGGUCCUUAUAGGACGAGGCACCGAGUCGUUCAUAGAGCCGCCUCGUACCCUGCUGGGUCUUGCAUUCGAGAGACAGGUGAUCCCCGGAAUGCUAAUGUGGGAGCACAAAAACUUUACCCUGAAACGGUUCCUAAAGCAUGUGUGGAGGCUGGUAAAGACUCGUGAUGUCGUAUGGAGCUGGUUGGAUUUAAUGCCGUCGUUGGCAUCCCCAUUUAUGCUCACGUAUUAUUAUUAUCUGUGCCGGCAGCACAAGCUGACAUUACCUGAUCUAUUUCAGUGGGAUUUGAUAUGGGAGCCAACUGACGAAGAGCAAGAGAGGGUGAGAAAUCUUGGACGGAGAAUGCAGGGGCAUGAGGGCCGAAAAGAUGGUUGA
This is a messenger RNA of Aspergillus tanneri, 1299 nucleotides long. RefSeq lists its product as uncharacterized. The coding region runs from base 1 to 1299 and encodes 432 amino acids. Gene Ontology annotation, molecular function: ATP binding; metal ion binding. NCBI's taxonomy places the organism in Eukaryota, Fungi, Ascomycota, Eurotiomycetes, Eurotiales, Aspergillaceae. The transcript has a single exon. The record is from RefSeq and is a predicted model, not a curated record.